AUGAUCUAUGAGAAUUUAAGAGAACCAGAAUCAUCUAUUCUUGCAUCACUACUGCAAGUUUGUGGAGGAACAUCAGAUCUUCGGCAUGGGAGAGAAAUUCACGGUCAUGUCACUCGUUCUUGUAGGAACAUGAAUUCUUAUAUGAUGGUGGAAAACAAUGCUCUCAUUGAUAUGUAUGCAAAGGCUGGGGAUUUAAAUUCAGCUGUAUUAUUAUUUGAGAAUGUCAAAAACAAAAACUUGGUGACUUGGACCACUAUGAUCAGCGGGUACGGAAUGCAUGGUUUGGGUACAGAAGCAGCGGAAGCUUUUAAUGCGAUGAAGAAAACGGGUAUUAUACCAGAUGGAGUUACUUUUAUUGCUCUACUCUCAGCCUGUAGUCAUGGGAGACUAGUUGAUGAAGGUUUGCAACUCUAUAUAUCAAUGCAAAGGGACUACAAAAUUGAGCCUGAUAUGAAGCAUUUUGCCUGCAUGGUCGAUAUCUAUGCACGUUCAGGUCUUCUUGACCAAGCUUUCAGUUUUAUAAAGAAAAUGCCUGUUGAGCCUUCUGAAUUUAUAUGGGCAUCCUUACUUUCAUCUUGUAGGACAUACAAAAAUGUAGUAUUGGGUGAGCAGGCAGCUAUAAAAGCAUUGGCUUUUAAUCAGUAUAACACACGGGUUUACAUACUUUUAUCUCAACUCUACGCAGAUUCAGGACAAUGGGAAGAUUUCAGUAAGGUAAGGCUGGUUAUGAAAGAUCUGGGGCUGAAACCAACUACAGCACAAAGCUGGGUCGAAGUAGAGAGGAAGAUAUACAUAUUCACAGUAAGGGACAACAUGAAUCCAUAUUCAGAAAAAAUGUACAAGCUAUUAGAAACACUGACAGAAACGAUGCACAAGGAAGGUUUUGUUGCAUAUCGAUCAUCUGGAUGUCAUGAUAUUACUAAGGAGGAAAAAGAGCACUACAAGAAAAUGCCGGAAGUAUCUGGCCGAUUUCGAUUUAGAUAA
Papaver somniferum (opium poppy) is the source of this 984-nucleotide messenger RNA. Its product is annotated as putative pentatricopeptide repeat-containing protein At3g49142. Gene Ontology annotation, molecular function: RNA binding; protein binding. Gene Ontology annotation, biological process: RNA modification. The coding region runs from base 1 to 984 and encodes 327 amino acids. The transcript has 2 exons. Lineage: Eukaryota; Viridiplantae; Streptophyta; Magnoliopsida; Ranunculales; Papaveraceae. The record is from RefSeq and is a predicted model, not a curated record.